AUGGGCUCUCCUUUCGAUAUCAACGGCGGCGCCUGCGUAGCCAUGGUAGGCAAAGACUGCGUCGCAAUAGCCUGCGACCUACGCCUCGGCCUCCAAUCCCUCACCAUCUCAAACAAUUUUCCCAAGAUCUUCAACUUCGCUCCCUCACUAUUCCUCGGUCUGACCGGCCUAGCCACAGACGUACAAACAGUCAGUGACACCAUGCGAUACAAAGUAAACAUGUACAGGUUAAGAGAAGAGAGAAAUAUCAGUCCACAGACGCUGGCGAAUUUGGUCAGCUCUUCACUCUACGAACGACGAUUUGGUCCUUGGUUUGUGAGUCCGGUGUUGGCAGGGAUCAAUGAGACGACAGGGAAACCGUAUAUUUGCGGCUUUGACAGUAUUGGCUGCAUUGACUUUGCGAAGGAUUUCAUAGUGGCGGGAACUGCUUCGGAUCAGCUGUUUGGAACUUGUGAAGGGCUGUGGGAACCUGAUUUGGGUCCUGAUGAGCUGUUCGAGACGAUCUCACAGGCAUUACUCAAUGCUGUUGAUCGUGAUGCUUUGUCCGGAUGGGGUGCGCACGUCUAUAUUGUAGAAAAGGAUAAGGUGACCAAGAGGUUACUGAAGGGCAGGCAAGAUUAG
This is a messenger RNA of Lithohypha guttulata, 621 nucleotides long. It is a transcript of the gene PUP3, whose product is annotated as proteasome core particle subunit beta 3. Lineage: Eukaryota; Fungi; Ascomycota; Eurotiomycetes; Chaetothyriales; Trichomeriaceae. Gene Ontology annotation, cellular component: proteasome core complex; proteasome core complex, beta-subunit complex. The record is from RefSeq and is a predicted model, not a curated record. Gene Ontology annotation, biological process: proteasome-mediated ubiquitin-dependent protein catabolic process. The transcript is spliced from 4 exons. The coding region runs from base 1 to 621 and encodes 206 amino acids.